AUGUAUCGUUCCAAGAAAGCUAAGGGCAAGAAGAGUGACAAGUCGGCGAUGGCCGAAAUCCACGACGCCGCCGCUGACACUGCUGCUGCUGAAUUGGCCGCGAUCAAGGAGGAGUUUGGCUCCGUCGAAGGCGGCCCGGCCGUUAGUGGCCUCGCCUCCGCUAAGUCGCAGCCACCAGGGGCCGCAUCGGCGCCUUCACACAAGGUGGCCGACGCCGCCACCGCACAGGCGAUCGUGAACUUCAAGGCGAGCUUCACCACCCCGUCCAUGGUGUUUAAUCCAUCCACGAAGACAAUCGAGGUGAAUGCUCGGUUCAACCGCAACACCGUCACGGAACUCUCCCGGGCUCAGGGCGCCAUGCUCAGUGUGCUGCGCGGUGCAGAGGCGAAGGCAAAGUUCUACACCCCCAAGGAACUGCUGUACGGCCUCGAACAGGCCAUAUUGUUGCCCACACUGGAGAGCUACUUUGCGCACCACACGGCCCCGGCAAAGAGUAUCGCCGCCACCGCCUACGCACUCUCCGAGGGCCUCUCGAGGCGCGCUGUUGAGUCGUUUGUUCAGACGCUGAGCGCACGCAUCGAAGAGGAGGCCGACCCCAUCGCCGAGAAACAACGCAGCCUUGAAGAAAAGAAUGCCUUCGCCGCGACGCGCAACAACGUCACGGACUUUACGCAGAUCUUCAGCAAUUUCCUGGUCGCCUACGAGGGCGUGCCACGCGCGGCCAGCAGCGCGAACCCCAGCCUCUCCAACGUCAACACGGUCAGUGCUGGCAGCCAAUGCGUGUCUGCGGACCUGCUGUCGGAGGCCUACUACAGCCUGCUCCGAUGGACACUGGCCGUUGACCCAGAGCGCAAAAUUCUCCUUGCACAGCAGCAACAACAACAACAACCCGCGAGUGCGAGCUCAAAGGUCAUCGUUGACGAAUACGAUCCCUACGAGGGUCGCAUCACGCUGGCGAGGCCCACCUCGACGACACCGUGGGGCUGCAUGUUUAACGCUAAAGGCUAUCUUGUCGGCAUCAGCAACAACUUGCGGAACAACUCUGAGGCGGGUGAGCGUCUUUUUCGUGCCUUGCAGCAGCACAGCGGGAAGGAGUUGGGCGUUCCGGUGCUCGAGGCCAACCGCCGUCGCAUUCGGGCGCAGGACAUGUCAGAAGAGGAGCUACAAUCCCAGCGGGGGAACAUUACGGCCGGGCUGCGCGAUAGCCUGACUAGCGACGCCAAGGUGCUGCGUCUCACUGUGCCCCGGAAACGCAAGAAAAGCCUUACCAGCCCGCGCGAGGUCCUCUUUGAGCUUCUGUCCCAGGGUGGCGAGAACGUCAGCGGGCAGCGCGUCUUCUUGGUGCUUCGCCGCGCCAACACCACGAUCCCGUGGGGGGUGAAGAUGGUGAAGGAUUCCACCGGCGGCCUCAAGCUGCAAGAGUUCAGCGACCGCAUCCACCUCUCACCCAAGGCGAAGGACUUCCUCUUCGAGCACCGCGGUGGUCUCACCAUUGUGGGUCUCAACCACAAGGAUCUCGCCGACCACCCUGAAGCGGCGACGGGGGCCACGCUGCGUGAACUGAUCUCUAACAGCUUGGUGAUGGCGCUGUGGCUUCAGGUGAACCGCAGCACGGACGCUGUCACGCACGGGCUACCGGCCUCUGAAGCUGCGGCACCUGCUCCCGCAGAAGAGGAUGCUGCGGAGGUUAAGGAGCUUGAAGGUGUGGAGGAGGCAGAGGAGCCAAAAGAGGCAGAAGAGGCGGAAAAGGCUGAAGCCGACGCCGAAGACAAUGAGGCCGUAGAGCAUGCAAAUGAGGAGGACCUGGACGAGGAGAAGCUCGAAAUUCCCGCUGCAGCGGAGGACGAGGCAGAGGUCGCGGCGGCAAGGGAAACCGUGACGGAAACCGUCACUGCCACUGCAUCAGCGAUGGCCCAAAACACCGCGCAGACGGUUGCGUCCAUUCGAAAGGGCUGGGACCUUCACGACGAUGUCGAGGAGGACCCGACGCAGGACGCCAAACCGAUGGAGCUUGCCGAGGGCGACGCAAUCAAAGACGAGGAAGCAGAACACAGGAAGCUGCUGGAGGAGCACGAUGUGGCUGCCGACACCGACGAGGCCCACGCUGUCGAUGGCGACGGGGAGGUGGAGUUGAUUGAAGGGCAGUUCGGAUUUGCCAACAACGCAACCCACCAGCGCGCCAGCACCGACAUCGAGACGGCCGUGCAGGACAUCCUAGACGCGGAGGGCAGCGGCGAUCUUGUUGACACGGAAGGCAAAGGCGUGACCGCCACUGCUGGGGAAGAGGGAGAAGUCGCACCUAAAAAGCGCGGCCGCAAGCCAGGCAGCAAAAAUGCCACUACAAAGACAAAAGCAAAGAAGGGCAAAGGACGAGAAAAGAGCAAAGGAAAAGGCAAACGUGGCAAGAAGUCCACGAGCCAACCGGAAGCUGAAGAAGCGGAAGUUGCGGAAGGCGACAAGGCUGAGGAAGCCGCCGACGAAGAAGCGAAGGAGGCGGUGGAGGAGAGGGACGAGAAAAAGGUACCUGAAGCCUCGCAGGACGCCGUAGACACCGCUACCGAGGAGCCUCUUGUAAAGGGAUUGAAGACAACCGCGGAGAUUGCCAUGGAGGAGGGGGGAGAAGCUGGCGAGCCAGCGAAAAAACAGGAGCGCAAAAAACGGUGA
Bactrocera neohumeralis is the source of this 2664-nucleotide messenger RNA. RefSeq lists its product as uncharacterized. The record is from RefSeq and is a predicted model, not a curated record. The coding region runs from base 1 to 2664 and encodes 887 amino acids. Lineage: Eukaryota; Metazoa; Arthropoda; Insecta; Diptera; Tephritidae. The transcript has 2 exons.